This is a messenger RNA of Lipotes vexillifer (Yangtze River dolphin), 361 nucleotides long. It is a transcript of the gene H4C14, whose product is annotated as H4 clustered histone 14. Gene Ontology annotation, cellular component: nucleosome. NCBI's taxonomy places the organism in Eukaryota, Metazoa, Chordata, Mammalia, Artiodactyla, Lipotidae. Bases 4 to 315 code for a protein of 103 amino acids. Gene Ontology annotation, molecular function: protein heterodimerization activity; structural constituent of chromatin; DNA binding. The transcript has a single exon. The record is from RefSeq and is a predicted model, not a curated record.
GCCAUGUCUGGAAGAGGGAAGGGCGGUAAAGGCUUGGGUAAGGGUGGCGCUAAGCGCCACCGUAAGGUUUUGAGAGAUAACAUCCAAGGCAUCACCAAGCCCGCCAUUCGGCGUCUUGCUCGGCGCGGGGGUGUCAAGCGCAUCUCCGGCCUCAUUUACGAAGAGACCCGAGGUGUGUUGAAAGUGUUCCUGGAGAAUGUCAUUCGGGACGCGGUCACCUACACGGAGCACGCCAAGCGCAAGACGGUCACUGCCAUGGACGUGGUGUACGCGCUCAAACGGCAGGGACGCACUCUGUAUGGCUUCGGAGGCUAAGCUGCAGCUUCUGUGCUGUGACAAUCUCAAAGGCCCUUUUCAGGGC